This is a messenger RNA of Kockovaella imperatae, 969 nucleotides long. RefSeq names its product Metallo-dependent phosphatase-like protein. Lineage: Eukaryota; Fungi; Basidiomycota; Tremellomycetes; Tremellales; Cuniculitremaceae. The transcript has 4 exons. The record is from RefSeq and is a predicted model, not a curated record. Gene Ontology annotation, molecular function: protein serine/threonine phosphatase activity. Bases 1 to 969 code for a protein of 322 amino acids. Gene Ontology annotation, cellular component: nucleus; cytoplasm.
AUGAUUGGACGAUUACUUGAGGCGGGAUAUUCGGGCAAGGUCACUAAGAGCCCACCAUUGAAGAAUGCAGAGAUUGCAGCAGUGUGCGCGGCGGCACGAGAGGUCUUCCUGAGUCAACCGACUCUGAUCGAGCUCAGUCCUCCUGUCAAGAUUGUGGGCGAUGUUCAUGGACAGUAUGCGGAUCUGAUUCGGAUGUUUGAGAUGUGUGGCUUCCCGCCGCAAGCAAAUUACUUAUUCCUCGGAGACUACGUGGAUCGUGGAAAGCAGUCCCUCGAGACGAUCCUCCUGUUGUUGUGCUACAAGAUCAAAUUCCCAGAGAAUUUCUUUCUCCUGCGGGGCAAUCAUGAAUGUGCCAAUGUGACGAGGGUCUACGGCUUCUACGAUGAAUGCAAGCGGAGAACAAACAUCAAGACCUGGAAAACGUUUAUCGAUGUUUUCAAUGCCCUACCUAUCGCCUCCAUCGUCGCCUCAAAGAUCUUUUGUGUUCAUGGCGGUUUGUCUCCGAGUUUGAAAAGUAUGGACGAUAUACGGCGCAUACAGCGCCCGACCGACGUGCCGGAUUAUGGUCUGUUGAAUGAUUUGGUAUGGUCAGAUCCAUCGGACACAGCUUUAGAUUGGGAGGACAACGAACGAGGGGUCUCAUUCUGUUACGGUCGAUCCGUCAUCAACUCUUUCCUUGCUACACACGAUUUUGAUCUGGUCGCUCGAGCGCACAUGGUCGUUGAAGAUGGAUACGAAUUCUACAAUGAUCGAUCCCUUGUGACCAUCUUCUCGGCUCCCAAUUACUGUGGCGAGUUUGACAACUUUGGAGCCGUCAUGUCAGUCUCCGAAGACUUGCUGUGUUCGUUCGAAUUGCUCAAACCAUUGGAUGGAGCGGCGUUGAAGAAGGAAAUGACAAAGUCAAAGCGGAAAAGUCUCCAAGCUCAUCAAAGUCCUCCGAAUCAGAGUUACGUGGCUCAAAGCAUCUAG